Molecule: messenger RNA, 990 nt
Organism: Eublepharis macularius
Lineage: Eukaryota; Metazoa; Chordata; Lepidosauria; Squamata; Eublepharidae
Product: olfactory receptor 13H1-like
Exons: 1
Coding region: 1-990 (329 amino acids)
Biological process (GO): G protein-coupled receptor signaling pathway
Cellular component (GO): membrane
Molecular function (GO): olfactory receptor activity; G protein-coupled receptor activity
Source: RefSeq, a predicted model, not a curated record
AUGGAAUUUCAGGCAGAUAAUACUAUGAUUUCCGAUUUCCCUCUUACAGGAAAUAUGGAAGACUGGAAGAAUGCAACCACAGUGACCGAGUUUGUGCUUGUGGGCCUCUCCACACAUCCCCCUGUGCGCGCUGUCUUGUUUGUCCUCUUCUUGGUCAUGUAUGCAGUCACAGUAGCAGGGAAUGGUCUCAUUGUGGUGCUAAUUGUGGUGGAUGCUCACCUCCACACACCCAUGUAUUUCUUCCUCAGCAACCUCUCCUUCAUCGACGUCUGCUAUGUCACCACCUCUGUCCCACAGAUGCUGGCGCACUGCUUCACAGACAGGCCCACUAUUCCCUUUGGCAGGUGCUUUGCACAAAUGAGCAUUGCUCUUUUCUUGGCAGUAGCAGAGUGCCUCUUACUAGCUGUCAUGGCUUACGACCGCUUUGUGGCAAUCUGCAGCCCUCUCCGCUAUAGCUUAAUCAUGAGCCGAAAGGUGUGCAUUGGAUUGGCAGCCAGCCUGUGGUUCAGCGCUUUCCUCUUGACCAUAGUUCCCUUUUUCAGUAUGCAGGCACGUUUGUGUGGGCGCAAUGUGGUGAAUCAUUUUAAGUGUGAACUCCAGGCAGUGUUGAAAUUGGCCUGCUCUGACACUCAUGCUAGUGGGGUUAGCAUGCUGAUAACAACUGUGUUCACACUUCUGUUCCCCUUUGCCUUCAUCCUGGUAACAUACGGGCGCAUUGGUUUGGCUAUUCUGCGCAUCCGCGCAGGCCAAGGCCGAGGGAAAGCUUUUUCAACCUGUGGCUCUCAUUUGGUUGUGGUGGGAAUUUUCUAUGGCACUGCCUUGGCCAUGUACCUAAGGCCUCAGACCAAAACGUUCACAGAUCGGGAAAAAGUAGUGGCUGUUUUUUAUGGAGUUGUCACUCCCAUGAUGAACCCUGUGAUCUACAGCCUGAGAAACAGGGAUGUGAAGGGAGCCUUACGGAGGCUGAUGGGGAAGAAAGUAGAGGAAUAA